AGAAACUAUAUGGACAGCUUUGUCUAUUUCCUUUUCCAUGGCCCCCAUGUCUACUACAAUUCAUGGAAUCCACCAAGAAGAACUUAUAUUCUUUGUUUGGCAAUAACAGGUGGAGUUAUCUUUUUGAGGUCGUUUCCUGGGAUAAUUUGUUUGCUUGCUCUUGUUACGUACAAAUGGAGAAGAAGACAUUUAUCUAUGGAUGAUAUGAUCGAAGAGUUCCUUCAAAGCCAAAAUAAUCUGGUGCCAAUAAGGUAUUCUUUUAAAGAAAUUAAAAAAAUGACCAAAAAUUUUAAAGAUAAAUUAGGUGAAGGGGGUUAUGGCUCAGUGUUUAAAGGAAAGCUUCGUAGUGGGCAUCAAGCGGCAAUAAAAUUGUUGGGUAAGUCAAAAGGUAAUGGCCAAGAUUUCAUAAAUGAAGUUGCUUCUAUUGGGAGAAUUCAUCAUGCUAAUGUGGCAAAACUUAUUGGAUUUUGUGUGGAGGGAUCAAAGCAAGCUCUGGUAUAUGACUUCAUGUCUAAUGGAUCUUUAGAUAAAAUCAUAUUUACAGAAGAAAAUAAGAACACUUUGGGCUGGAAAAAAAUGUUUGAUAUUGUGCUUGGGGUGGCUCAAGGAAUUCAUUACUUGCAUCAAGGAUGUGACAUGCAAAUCCUACAUUUUGAUAUCAAGCCACACAAUAUUCUUCUUGAUGAGAAUUUUAAUCCAAAAGUUUCCGAUUUUGGUCUUGCUAAAUUGUAUUCGAUAGAUGAUAGCAUUGUCUCUCUCACUGCGGCACGAGGAACGAUAGGAUAUAUUGCUCCUGAAUUGGUUUACAAAAAUCUUGGAGGCAUCUCAUACAAAGCCGAUAUUUAUAGUUUUGGAAUGUUACUGGUGGAAAUGGUAGGAAGGAGAAAGAAUGUGAAUGCAUUUGCUGACCACACUAGUCAGAUCUAUUUUCCAUCUUGGAUUUAUGACCGAUUAGAUCAAGGAGAGGACAUAGAGCUAGGAUAUGUUUCUGACGAUGAAAAAGUAAUGGUGAAGAAGAUGAUAAUAACAGCCUUUUGGUGUAUACAAUUACUACCUUCUGAUCGCCCUUCAAUGAGUAAAGUCUUGAAGAUGCUUGAAUCUGAUGUUGAACUCCUUGAGAUGCCUCCUAAGCCAUUCCAUCAACUUCCUCUUGAAACAUCAAUGGAGGUUCAUAAUUGUGAGAACUCUAAUGAUGAGACAAGUACACCGUUGGAUAAUGUUACUAUAGCGAGUUCAAAUAUUGCAUAAGGUUAGAAACAUUUUACUUCAUUAUCUCACCUUUUAGCUUAUAUAUAUAUUUGUAUUUUCUUUAAUUACCAAUGUGUUAAGUUAUUGUUCAUAAUUACCAAUUUUCUGUAAUUUGACUAUUUGUUCAAUAUUAAAUAUAUAAAUUUAAAUCAUAACUAAAA
Gossypium arboreum is the source of this 1409-nucleotide messenger RNA. Its product is annotated as rust resistance kinase Lr10-like. Bases 10 to 1248 code for a protein of 412 amino acids. Gene Ontology annotation, biological process: protein phosphorylation. Gene Ontology annotation, molecular function: ATP binding; protein kinase activity. The transcript is spliced from 3 exons. Lineage: Eukaryota; Viridiplantae; Streptophyta; Magnoliopsida; Malvales; Malvaceae. The record is from RefSeq and is a predicted model, not a curated record.